Messenger RNA from Rhopilema esculentum, 2323 nucleotides. Its product is annotated as 5'-3' exonuclease PLD3. The record is from RefSeq and is a predicted model, not a curated record. Gene Ontology annotation, molecular function: catalytic activity. Lineage: Eukaryota; Metazoa; Cnidaria; Scyphozoa; Rhizostomeae; Rhizostomatidae.
AGAGAAGGAAGUGCUUUUAUGACGUCACUCUUGAAGGAAAACAGUCACCGUGAGAGAAGCUAUUUUCUUCCUUUCGUGUACAUUGACCCUGAAACAUGGAGAGCGGCAACGAGCCUGCUGUGGAAUGCAUCAGCCAUUCGAACCAUGCAUCGACCCCAAAAGAUACAGGCGAUCUGAACCUUAAUAAUGUCCUGCAAUCUGAUGAAAUCGACGGGAAACAAGUGGAAUCAUACAAAGCCGACAUUACUCUACGUUUAAAGAAAAAACAACGAAGAUGGACAGCAAUCGUGACAGUGACUGCAUUACUUUUUGCAAUUUUUUUCAUCCUGUUGGCAUUCUUGAUCGUAGCUAGAAAGAGUGCAGUGAAGGUUGAUUCCAAUUCAUCGAAUGUUGUCUGCCAUGGCGCCUGCAAUUUUGAAUUAGUGGAGACGAUCCCAAGUGGAAUGAAUUACGAUCCUGGAUCACCAAAGAACCCAGCAAUAGUCGAGAAGUUGAAAGAAAUUUUGACAACAGCAAAUCAAAGUAUAGAUAUUGCUUCAUCCUAUUGGACACUGAGGGGUACUGACGUUAAAGGUGGACCAUACCCAAUGGCAAAAGUUGGAGAGGAAAUUUUUGAUGGGCUCAUUGAUGCUGCUGUGAAACGAGGGGUUCAUAUAAGGAUUGUGCACCAAGUACUUUGCAAAGGUGGAAAGUGCAUGUAUUCUACAAAUGAUACAGAUACUCUUGCCAAAGUUGAAGGUAUUGAGGUUAGAACACUUGAUGUUGAAAAGCUAAUAGGAAGUGGGAUUAUACACACAAAGUUGUGGAUUGUGGAUGGUCACCAUAUCUACCUGGGAAGUGCAAACAUGGACUGGAGAUCAUACACAGAGGUAAAAGAGCUUGGAAUCAUGACAUACAACUGCCCUUGUUUGUGUUCUGAUAUGUCAAAAAUCUUUGAGGCUUAUUGGGUGCUAGCUCAGAAAGAUGCAAAGAUUCCAAAAGUAUGGCCCCAGUCAUACAACACCAAUAUAAAUAAAGAAAACCCAUUAGUAAUCACCUCAAGCAAUGGCUCGUCUGCUGUCUACUAUGCAUCAUCUCCUCCUCAGUUUUGUCCAUCUAACCGCACUGUUGAUAUUGAUGCUAUUCUUCAUGUGAUAAUGUCGGCCAAGAAAUUCAUCAAAGUUGCUGUAAUGGAUUAUGUCACUGCAGUUAUUUAUUCACGACCUGAAAGGUAUUGGGGUGUGAUUGAUAGUGCCUUGCGGGAAGCUGCUUAUGACCGAGGAGUAGAAGUACAGUUGAUGAUGAGCAGUUGGAUUCAUACCAAAAAGGAGAUGAUACCCAUGCUUAAAUCACUGCAAGAUUUUGGCAAUGCCUGCAAGAACGGCAGUAUCACAGUUAAACUGUUUACCGUGCCAGCAGGUAAAAUAGAUGUUCCAUUUACACGUGUUAACCACAACAAGUACAUGGUAACAGAAUCUGGGGCUUACAUAGGCACAUCUAAUUGGUCAGGCGACUAUUUCAUAAGCACGGCUGGAAUAGGGUAUGUAAUAUCACAGCUAGCCAGUAGCAAUGCUUCUUCGCCGCCUAUCCAGGAACAGCUUCGCAAUGUUUUUCAAAGGGACUGGAACUCAAAGUUUGCAUCAGCUUUGUGAGUUGUUCAAAAUCAAGAUAAUUUUUUUGAUAAAAUCUUGCCUUGAUUUGAUGUUAUAGAUUUUAGUUGCAAUGUUUCUUAGUAUGCUUGUAAUUUCUGCAAUUUCAAACUGUUUAAUUCCAUCACUUUAAUAAUUUCUUCAUUUACCAUUAAUUUUCGUCGAAUUUAAAGCUGUUUAAUUUUUAGUAUUCUAAAUAUUUUCUAAUCAUUUUCCGAAUUUCAUUCAUUUAUUGUUGCUCACCAGUUUUAACGAAAGUUUUAGUUUUAAGCUUAGCUUGUAUCAAAUCAAGUUUGAUUUGAUAGCUUCUAUGUGAUAGAAUUUGCCUGUCAUAUUUGAAUGUAACAUUGUUACUGUAAAUCUCGAAUCGAAUUUAUAACGAUAUAAUGAGGGUUCUUUAAUAUAUCCUGCUUGCUUGCUUGCGUCACUGUCAAAAAUUCGACGGUAUCUUGACCCCAAUUUAAUAAAUUCGACAUUAGUUUAGAAAUGUAAGGAGAAAUUAAAUCCAUGAAGUGGAUAUUGGAAAAAAAUUGACGUAAGAAUAUGUGAAAGAGCUCUCAUUUAAACAAGAUAUCAUUGUGCAUAUAUUUGAAUUUUGCUAUGAGAGAGUUGUAAAUUUAAUAUAUAUAAAUAAUUUGAGAUUUUAGCUUGUAAAAUUAAAGUUCGUAUGAUUUUUGUACCUCAAAAAUAGUUAA